Messenger RNA from Hydatigera taeniaeformis, 561 nucleotides. NCBI's taxonomy places the organism in Eukaryota, Metazoa, Platyhelminthes, Cestoda, Cyclophyllidea, Taeniidae. The record is from the annotation of a GenBank genome assembly.
AUGCAUUAUGAAGAAAGUCUAAGACUUGAAAAACCAAAUUCAUCACAAAUUCUCGAUAACAAUGUUCGUGACCUGUCUGUUGCGCUUGUAGUGGAGGAGGAUCUAGCAACUCCACAUCUCAUCUUCUCAAGCAUUGCAUUUGGCGAGGCCUCCCCUGUUGUAACUAAUCCGUCUAUCCUCACUUCUGGAGUUGGUACCAAUGGUGACUUGGACAAGACUCCGCAAACCACUUACACUGAACAAAGAUGUGUGGAGACACACCUAACUCAAGGAUAUUGCAAUGCAGAUGAGGACGGUGUGACAUCUGAAAAAGUUCUGCCCAAACAACGGCCAUGGGAGCCAUGUAAUCUCGUCGAGGUGGAUAAUUUGAUUGAAAAAAUUGCAAACAACGCUGCCUUAAUUAACGACUUCGUUUUGUCAAGCUAUGACAAUGAUUUGAUCGACGGUAUGCUGAAGGACUGUUUGAACAAAAGUCAACUAGAAGCCGCCUCCAAUGUUGCAAUCAUAGAGGAUCCAGCUUCUCAAAUGUUGUACAAGCUUGAGUGUACCGGAAUAGUAUAA